AUGGCAACGCAUUUUCACCGCGUAUUUUGGUUCCUUUUGACCAUGGACCCGGCCCUCGUCCGUGAGCGCGAGGCGUUCCUUAGGCGGGCUAAGCUCAUCCCAACCAUAGAUGCCCCGAAGCCUUCUCUUGCUACUUCAGAGCCUCAUGCUCCUCGUCGUUCUGCUACUUCUUCCUUAGAUUAUAGGGCCUUGGAAUCUAGACCAAUUAACCAGGGUCGAUUUGCCAUCCUCUCACGAAUAGUAAAGUAUAUGAAAGUAAAUCAAGUUAUUUACCUACUAUUUAAGCAAAGACACUUAGAACAUGAUUUGCACCCUCUUUCUGUCGACGAAAUUCUCGAGGAAGCAAUGCUACAAGAUAUAUCUCAUCACACUAUGAAAUGGCUUGAAGAUGAAGCACUGCCUAAUAAUCCAAAAAUCAAGGCAUUUCCCGAAAAGAAAUUUGCCUUUAAGCCUAAAUACGAUGCCAGAAACCGUCAAGAGUUAUAUCAUCUUCUGAAGAGAAAUGACGUGAAAGGUAUUGGUGGUGUCUAUUUAGACGAUAUUGCAGAAGGUAUAUCUGAUGCAGAAAAGGUUGUAUCGGUAUGUUCCUAA
This is a messenger RNA of Protopolystoma xenopodis, 591 nucleotides long. NCBI's taxonomy places the organism in Eukaryota, Metazoa, Platyhelminthes, Monogenea, Polystomatidea, Polystomatidae. The record is from the annotation of a GenBank genome assembly.